AUGUUCAGCCCGACGAGGAGGAGGGAUCUCGCUUCACGAGGGCCUGCAGUACAGACAACCAACUCGCAUGUCUUAGGCGGUGUCGGUACUGGCGUUUUCCCAUUCCUCACGGCCACGAGUAGUACUGGACACACCUACAACGGCACUUGGGCACCGUCGAAAUUGGCGGUCUGCCUCGUCGCCAAGUUAACUUGCUACAUCCGGCGCAAGUGCGCCGGCAAGUGCGAACGUCGGUGCUUUAAGAUACCACGUCCGAAUCGGAUGCCUCUGAGCCGAAAUUCCACCCUUUCUCUGUUGGUGUGCAUGUCUGUCUAUUUGUCCUUGGGCAUGCAUGUAUGUCUGUCUGUUUCGAGGUCGUCUCAGUUGUUGUCUCUGGGAUUGUGUGAACACGCUUUGGCCUGUGUGCGUUGA
Molecule: messenger RNA, 411 nt
Organism: Protopolystoma xenopodis
Lineage: Eukaryota; Metazoa; Platyhelminthes; Monogenea; Polystomatidea; Polystomatidae
Source: the annotation of a GenBank genome assembly